Messenger RNA from Calliphora vicina (urban bluebottle blowfly), 917 nucleotides. RefSeq lists its product as uncharacterized. The transcript has 2 exons. The record is from RefSeq and is a predicted model, not a curated record. Lineage: Eukaryota; Metazoa; Arthropoda; Insecta; Diptera; Calliphoridae. The coding region runs from base 212 to 718 and encodes 168 amino acids.
ACAACCAAAACAGUUGAACAACAAUACUUGAGGUGCGAACAACACCAGGCACACAGACUUUUCGUCAUAAGGACCAAACAAAUUGCGAAUAAUAUUUUUUUGUGUUAAUGAUCAUUUUCAAAAAAGGCCGAAUUUAUUCGUUUAAAUUCAGCAGUGUUGUAAGAAAAUUUUUCAAUAAAAACAAAAAAAUCUAUAAAAGUAAAAAGAAAAAAUGGCUCCUAAUGAAACAUCAGCCUUGUUGAAGAACUACCGCGAUCAGCGCCAGUAUUCUAACAAUUCUAAUCGCAAUAAUGGGGAUGUUGCCGUAGGUGGUUAUCAUGCCGUGGACGAUAAUAAUCAUAUAGUUUAUGUCAAUAAGGAGGCAUCCGAAUAUGAGCCCAUAUUCUGCAUAAAUGAUUAUACAUCCUCCUUGACUUUAGAUGAAUUAUUACCGUAUCAAUUGGAUCCGUGGUGGCAAAACUUGCGUAACAUUUUAUUUUUAAUAUUUUGGUUGACUUUGUUACUGACAUUCCUCACUGCCUGUCUGUUGUCAUAUUUACAAUCGGGCCAUAUUUCUUGUAAUAUGUUACAAAAGCAGAUGCUAACUAGUGCUGUUGAAGUGACAACCUCCUCGAAUAACAGCUUAUUAGCCGCAACUACAAAGUUACCUACGACCAUAGCUCAUGCUUUAUCAACGGAGUUGUUAGGUGGUACAUUAUCUUUGACAACUAUGCCAUGAAUCUCAAAAAAAUAAACAAAAUGUUUUUGUUUCGAGUUUCCAGUAUAAUAAAUGCUUCUAUGAAGUAGUUAAUUUAAGAUUAAUUUAAAUUUACGAUGUGUAAUAUAGUAAAACAUGUAUGAAAAUAAAAAUUAAAUUGUUCAUUAAUGUGUACAUUAGCAAUUCUAGAUAUAAUGAUAAUGUCUGUGCCAACAAACAA